This is a messenger RNA of Metarhizium brunneum ARSEF 3297, 2181 nucleotides long. It is a transcript of the gene npr3, whose product is annotated as Nitrogen permease regulator 3. The record is from RefSeq and is a predicted model, not a curated record. Gene Ontology annotation, biological process: cellular response to amino acid starvation; TORC1 signaling; negative regulation of TORC1 signaling. Gene Ontology annotation, cellular component: GATOR1 complex. NCBI's taxonomy places the organism in Eukaryota, Fungi, Ascomycota, Sordariomycetes, Hypocreales, Clavicipitaceae.
AUGUCGUCUAUUACCAGCGAAAACUUCCUUGCUGUCGCGCUGAUAAUCAACCGUUCGCGUGACGGGCCGGCAUUUGUCUUCCACUACCCACCAGAUGUCCAGCCCGUCACGAACCACCCAAAACAGCCUGUUGAGUCCACUGAUGAGGAUGGGGAUAUCCUCCUUCAACGACUCGCUCAGCCCAUGAGCCGGGAUAUCACCGCCACAGACGGAGGCGGCAGCAAACAUCGACACCACGAUGGUCAUCUAAUGACGGAGACUGGCUCUCAAGUCGUUCCUUGGGAGCGUGUGGCUGGAUUCCCGACACGGGAUCUGGCCAGCAUCCUCACUCCCGCGCGGUCUUACCACAAGAAGCUGUUUCAGCUGUCACUCGACCCCGUGCACUGCAUCUCAUAUCCCAUCCACGUGCCAGAGAAUGGAAAAUGGAAGCGCCAUAAGAAAUCGAACAAAGCCAAGGCCCCGAGACUGUCGGAGGAAAACCUGGCUCCCCAUGAGACAGAACCGCCAACGCCAUCUGUCGUCAUCUCGUCAGAGUCUGCCAGAGACAAAGACGGCAAGAAAGACGAUGUGGACGAAGAGAAGCGCAGUUCUAUGACAAUGUUUAACCUGGUAUUUAUUUUAAAUCCAAAGAAAAGCGAAGACAAGGAGCUUGUUGAUGCGUUGUAUCACAACGUGGUAAAGAAGGUGAACAAGGCGUACAAAUACAGCCAGCAGCACUGCGAAUUCGUAUGGAAGGAGUCAAAACGGAUAUUGCUAGCCAAGGAUAGAGCCCGAGAAGACGAAAAGAGCAUGAACGUCCUAUGGAAGGAGUUGCUUGAGAUGUCCUCGCUAGCAGCAUCUGUACACGAUAUAUACGAAGCCGUGUCUCGCAAUAAGAUUGCAACGCUUCACCUAGACACACCGGCGGGAGUUUUGACUCCAUCGGUACAGAUUCCAGCGCCUUUCUUCGUUUCCGACCUCCCAGCAGACCAUGACCACAGCCAGCAUGGUCUCUGGCUAACGACGGCCAACUCUUUCCUCAGCCACGAACAACUAGACGACCCGGAGUUUCUGGACAAAAACUUUGCCCUGCUCCUGCUGGAAGAUGAGAAAAAAGUCGUAGCUGAGCUCCAAGCCGAUAGAGACCCAACAACAGUGUCCAUGAUUGAAUUUGCCCGUCUAGCCAAACCCACCAUGUCAUUCUACCAGGUCGGGCAAAGCAACGUCCUCACAGCCAGCCAAGUCCGCAAGUAUGCUCAGCACUUCAUAUUCUGGCGCCGGGCCAUUGCCAUACCACCUCUACACGCCAGAGAUGUUUACAUAGUGUCGCCUAAUUGCGAUCUUAGCCGCCUCCCCAAAGACGCAGCUGAAUGGCAACGCGCGUUCCCGCUGGCACCGCCGCUGCCCAACUUUCUCUCGGAAUUAUCUUACACACCGCGGCCCUACAAGACCUUCUGCCCCAGCAAGCCGCACCGCCCUCUGUACCUCCGCAUGUUGGCGUGGCUCUUGCGAGGGGGAUGGGUGACACAGCUCUGCACAUUCGCCUACGUUGUCGUGUGGCCCGAGAUCCUGUACGAAGUAGAAUAUGUCAUGGAAGCCGAGGAGCUCGCGGCGGCGGCGGCGGCGACAGCGACAGCACAAGACAACAACCGCAACGAUGACCAGCCCUCCCCAUCGCCAACCUAUGCUGCUCCCCCAACCACCAACCAAGAACUAACAACCCAAGACGACCCCGAUCCCGCCGAACCCCUACCCGGAGCCGGCGAUGAACCCAGUCCCAAGACCCGCGUCCCAGCACCAACCUCCACGGCCCAACACGCCGCGGAAAUGGCGCGCCUCGAACGCAUCGCCAUGAAAGCCCACCGCGAAGCAGCCGACAAGGCGACGGCGCACGCACGCAAAACACCCCCCAUCCCGACAAGCCGGCCCUCCGUCAACGACAGCCCCCAUCUCGCCGGGCUGACGCCGCACAUCAUCCUCGAUGCGAAGAAGGCCACGGGCAAAGAGUCGCGCUACCUGUCCGCCAUUGCGCGCCGCCUCAAGGACGACAAGGUCAAAGCCGCAUGGUCCGUCAUGUGCAAGUACUUCGACGGCCGGUGUGCGCUGGAGAGGAUCGCUCUGCAGGAAGACAUGAAGCGCAAGGAGACGUGGACGUUACUAACAGCCAUGAGCGAGUAUCUACUUUGUACCAGACAUUGGUGA